UGGAAGCGCGCUGGUAGGGGGAAGCUGCGCGUUAAAUCCGCCCCCAUCCCAGACCGCACUUCCGAGGGGGUGGGCGAUAGAGGGGAGGUUGGGGUUGGAGCAGCAGCGAAGGGGCCCCUCCCUUGCACCUCCCCCCACCGGACUUGGUCGCGCCCGAAGUGUAACACUUUCUCUUUGUCGGAGGAGCUUGGCUGUUUCCUGUGCUGGAGCUCCGGUUGCGGUGGUCCCCGUGGCAGCCCUGGCAGACACAGGAGCGAUGGCAGCGACCGAUAUAGCUCGCCAGGUGGGUGAAGGUUGCCGAACCGUCCCCCUGGCUGGACAUGUGGGGUUUGACAGCUUGCCUGACCAGCUGGUGAAUAAGUCAGUCAGCCAGGGCUUCUGCUUCAACAUCCUGUGCGUGGGGGAGACAGGUUUGGGCAAGUCCACCCUCAUGGACACCCUGUUCAACACCAAGUUUGAGGGGGAGCCAGCCACCCACACACAGCCAGGUGUUCAGCUUCGGUCCAAUACCUAUGACCUCCAAGAGAGCAAUGUGGGCCUAAAGCUCACAAUUGUUAGCACAGUGGGCUUUGGGGACCAGAUCAACAAGGAGGACAGCUACAAGCCCAUCGUAGAAUUCAUUGAUGCCCAAUUUGAGGCCUACCUGCAGGAGGAGCUGAAGAUCCGCAGGGUACUGCACACCUACCACGACUCCCGCAUCCAUGCCUGCUUGUACUUCAUCGCCCCCACGGGUCAUUCUCUGAAGUCUCUGGACCUAGUGACAAUGAAGAAGUUAGACAGUAAGGUGAACAUCAUCCCCAUCAUUGCCAAAUCAGAUGCCAUUUCUAAGAGUGAGCUAACAAAAUUCAAAAUCAAAAUUACUAGCGAGCUUGUCAGCAAUGGGGUCCAGAUCUACCAGUUCCCUACAGAUGAUGAGUCGGUGGCAGAGAUCAAUGGAACGAUGAACGCCCACCUGCCUUUUGCUGUCAUUGGCAGCACAGAAGAACUGAAGAUAGGCAACAAGAUGAUGAAGGCCCGGCAGUACCCUUGGGGCACGGUGCAGGUUGAAAACGAGGCCCAUUGUGACUUUGUGAAGCUGCGGGAGAUGCUGAUUCGGGUCAACAUGGAAGACCUCCGGGAGCAGACCCACAGCCGGCACUAUGAGCUCUACCGCCGCUGUAAGCUGGAGGAAAUGGGCUUUAAGGACACCGACCCUGACAGCAAACCCUUCAGUUUACAGGAGACAUAUGAGGCCAAAAGGAAUGAGUUCCUAGGAGAGCUCCAGAAGAAAGAAGAGGAGAUGAGGCAAAUGUUCGUCCAAAGAGUCAAAGAGAAAGAAGCUGAACUCAAAGAGGCAGAGAAAGAGCUGCAUGAGAAGUUUGACCGUCUGAAGAAACUACACCAGGAUGAAAAGAAGAAGCUGGAGGAUAAGAAGAAAUCCCUGGAUGAUGAAGUGAAUGCUUUCAAACAGAGAAAGACAGCGGCUGAGCUGCUUCAGUCCCAGGGCUCCCAGGCUGGAGGCUCACAGACUCUGAAAAGGGACAAAGAGAAGAAAAAUUAACUCUGCUGUUUGCUGCAUGCUGCAUGAGACCCAGGGCCCUGUAAUCCAUGGCUGUGUACUGAAUAGUAUUUCCCGCUACAGCUGGACUGGACUCCAUUUAACCUUUUAAGCCAAGGUUCCUAUUUUAACUGACAGCUUCUGGGUGCCAGGCAGCUGGGUCCCCUGCCCCUGACAAGUACUUCCACUUCAAGCCCCACCUCUUCUUUUGAGUUCUGCCUCCCAGUCCCACUGGCACUGACCAUGACCUUCACCUUCUUUUUUUAUUUUUUGUUUUAUUUUAUUUUAUUUUUGGUUCCUUUCUUUCAAAACGAUCUAACAAGGCUAUGCCAAAUCCAGGCCCUUUUGCAGUGUUGAGAAUGGGGAGAGGGUUUUUCUCUUCAAUAAUAGAUAAUAAUAGAAAGUGAAAAGUAGAAAAAAUGAAAAGCAAACGUAGGCAUGCACUUCAUCUUUUCUUGUUGGCAAAGCAAGAGUGCAGCUAUGUUAUGUAUUUUUUGGUAAGUCGCUGAUUGGUUAACGGCCAGAGGCAGGUAUGAAGGGGCUGCUGCCAAAGCAUAAGCUAGUUUCUUGAAAAAUCGAAGUCUCACAGUGCAGCAUUUUAGGAGAUCCUAUGCUUGGCCGUUUUUAAAAACAAUAACAACAAUAACAAUUUGGAUACUCAGCCAGUAGCUGAGUGAGAUGCUAAGUUAGGGCAGUCAAAUCUCCUUGGGAAAGGCAUCUUAUUUGCAGCUUUGAUGUUUCCACAUCCAGUGUCACAGUUGCUUCACACCAAUCCUAAACUUAAAACAACCAAUUGGUCUCCAUCUUCCUGGGUAAUUAUUUGCGUUACAAAUAGAGUCCUUCAUUUGCAUUUGUUUACAGAUUAAGACUUGAGGCUUGAGGAGCUCUGAAAACUUCAAAAGUUUUAGAGCCACUCAGCCUUUGAGAGACUUUCAGAGACUAGGCAGGAAUUUUGUAUUAAGGGACACAUUUUGGUCCACAAGACAUAUGUGACCCAUUUUUUUCGUAAGAGGAAAUCGAGGCCCAGAGAAGUGGAGGGACUUGCCAGAGGUCCCAGCGCUAUUUCAUGGCAGAAGCCAGGCUAAAUUCAGUGUCUUCUGACUCCUGGUCCAUUUCACAAAGGGAUUCAAUCUAUUCACAUGUGUUCCUGGAGACAAGGUCUUUUGAUGCUCAGAGGAACCGAAUAGUUAGUAUUAGAGGGCCUUUGAGAUGGGUGAGUAGGGAUGGGCAAAGCAGAAAACUCCAGAGCAGCUCCCAAAAUGAGUGCUUCUGCUGAUGGUAGGGGUCACCAGCAUCAGUUAGCUGAUCAGCUUUCCUGGAAGUCUAAAAUGGGGCCCAGGCAUGUGUAUGUUUAACAGGUGCCCUAAAUGAUCCUUAUAAUCAAGAAACUUUGGUAAGCAGAAAUCUAACCCGUGCAUGAGCAUAAGGCCUUUAGAAAUUUGAUAACUCUCUGAAAAGAAAUAAAAUAGUUAUUUUAUUGGGCAGUUUUCUCACUAUAGACAGAAAAGUUUUUUUUCCUUCAGUGAAAAGGCUUUUUAAUAAGUACAACUAUUAUUAUUAUUAUUUAAAAAUACCCUAACUACUCUGUUUGCUUCUGGUGAAACCAAACCAGUCAUUAGAAGUGGU
Molecule: messenger RNA, 3163 nt
Organism: Pteropus alecto (black flying fox)
Lineage: Eukaryota; Metazoa; Chordata; Mammalia; Chiroptera; Pteropodidae
Gene: SEPTIN6
Product: septin 6
Exons: 11
Coding region: 257-1540 (427 amino acids)
Biological process (GO): cilium assembly; cytoskeleton-dependent cytokinesis
Cellular component (GO): microtubule cytoskeleton; septin complex; septin ring
Molecular function (GO): molecular adaptor activity; GTPase activity; GTP binding
Source: RefSeq, a predicted model, not a curated record